Messenger RNA from Sceloporus undulatus (fence lizard), 12823 nucleotides. RefSeq names its product transcription factor AP-1-like. The record is from RefSeq and is a predicted model, not a curated record. Lineage: Eukaryota; Metazoa; Chordata; Lepidosauria; Squamata; Phrynosomatidae. Gene Ontology annotation, biological process: regulation of transcription by RNA polymerase II; regulation of cell cycle; regulation of cell population proliferation. Gene Ontology annotation, molecular function: DNA-binding transcription factor activity, RNA polymerase II-specific; RNA polymerase II cis-regulatory region sequence-specific DNA binding; transcription factor binding. The coding region runs from base 347 to 1486 and encodes 379 amino acids. Gene Ontology annotation, cellular component: transcription regulator complex. The transcript has a single exon.
AACUACAAACCCCAAAAUGCAACGGGAGGAGUCAGCCAGAGCGAUAUUAACCCUAUUGGAACAAGGCCUCCCUCCUUCCUGAGCCUAGAGGGCAGUGUGGCCUCAGCGCCAGGAGAGGCGGAGCGGCUGAGGCGAAGCGAGGCGUGUUGACAUCAGUUCCUCCUCAGAGUCGGAGGGAGAAAGACGGCGAAGGAGUCUCGUUGUUGUUCCCCCUCAGAAAUGCCUCCAGUCAGGAGCCGGGAGGGCGGUGGUUGCUGCUGCUGCUGCGGUUGCUUCCCUGAGGGAGACGGGGAAUAACUCCCACGACGCCGACGCCGACGCCGCCAUUAUCCCCUUUCUUGUGGGCAUGAGCAGCCCAGCAGGGGGCAGCGUCGGGGGUCGCCCUGGAGGAGCCCCCCGGGUCUCGGUCAAGAUGGAAGCAGCCGCGGCCCCUUUCUUCCACCCCGAGGAAGGGCUGGAGCUGCUCCCGGGCUUCGUCCAGCUCCCAGGCUUCGUGGAAGGAGCCCCCGAGGAGGAAGAGGAGGAGGACGAGGAGGAGCUGGUGGCAGAGAGGAAGAAGGGCCCCUUCUCCGCCCCUUCGAUGCGAGGCCCCUCGGGGGUGGUCCUCCAGCCCCCUCUCCUCAAGCUGCCCCCGGCCACCGACUUGGAGCAGCUCCUCAUCCCCUCCAGCCCCACCGCCCCCUCAGGCAACGCUCCCGGGGGGGCCUUCUUAUACAGGGCCCCUGCUCCUCCUCCACCUUCCUCUUCGUCCUCCGCAGCCCAGGUCACCCAGGAGCAGGAAGGGUUCGCAGACGGAUUCGUCAAGGCCUUGGCAAACCUACAUAAACAGAACCAGCUUUUGGGGGUCCCGCCUCCGCCGCCGCCUCCGGCCCCACUUUCACCUGCACAACCGCACCCUUGUUGCCCCCCUGCGAGGCAACCGGAGCCCCCCGCUAUCUACACCACUCUGGGGGGAUACAACCCCGGGAGCCCCGCCGGCGCAGGGGCUUUCUACGGACGGCCUUUGGAGGAGCCGCAGACAGUGCCGGAGACGCCGGGGGUAGGGGUCUCUGUGGGCCCUCCGUCGGCGCUUUCCUCCGGAGAGUCACCACCGCCGCCGCAGCAACACCCUCCGCCACUGUCGUCGUCUUCGUUGUCCCCCCUCGACGCUGAGAGCCAAGAGCGGCUCAAAGCGGAACGGAAGCGGCUUCGGAACCGGAUCGCGGCCUCCAAGUGUCGGCGGCGCAAACUGGAGCGUAUCGCCCGCCUGGAAGAGAAGGUCAAGGCCCUGAAGGGGCAGAACGCUGAGCUGGCGGCCACCGCCAGCCUCCUCCGGGCGCAGGUCACCCAGCUCCAAGGAAGGGUCCGGAGCCACCUGUCCAGCGGGUGCCACAUCAACGCCGCGGCCCCAGCCCCAUCGUCGUUGUCAUCUCAGACCUCAGGGGUGGUAGGGGUCCAGCCCCCCUGCAGGGAAGGACCCCCUGAACCAGAGAGCAGCACCUGCUGAAGAAUCCCUUCUGUUGGGGAAGAGAUCCAAGCUCCCCUUGCCUCAUCUGAUGGAGGGAGGGAUGGAGGAGGAGGACCACCACUUGGCCUAGGAUGCGGAGAAGGACCAGAGCCACCUUCUGAAGUCCCAUCCUCCUUGGCCCUUGAGGGGAGCCUCCACUUACCUGCGAAGUUGUGGGAGGCAGGGGAGGAGAGGUAUCUGGACCCCACACACAACCCUCUCUGCACCUUCUUACUCGCUCCCUCCAGGAGGUCACAAGAGACCCCUCUAGUUGGCCAGAUGGAGACAGAAACUUUGGUUAGCCAGAGACAGAACUUGGUUAGCCAGAGAGGGAAACUUAGAGACAGAAGCUUGGUUAGCCAGAGAUAGAAACCUGGGUUAGCUGUAGACAGAAACUUGGUUAGCCAGACACAGAAAUUCGGUAUCAUUUCUUUGGGGAGGAGAUUAGCAGUCUCUGGUCUUCAAGGGUACAAAAGAAGAGAUUGAUUGAGAGUAAUAAUCUCUGGGCCUUGAUGGGCAAAAGACAUUAUUUUAUUUUACAAGUAGGGGUGUGUCAUCCAUUCCAGAAAGAACAAGAGCAUCCUCAAUAGUGAUAUCUUUAUGGGGCUGACAAAAAAUGUACAAAACACAGGUCGUAACCUUUCAAAGCUCCUCUGGCUUCUUCAUCAGGUGUUUAAAAAAGGAGGAAAAACAGAAGGAUUUUUAAAAAACAGAUGGAUGGUAGUCCCAAACCUGCAUUUUGUCAAGAUGUGUCUGUUCUCGGUUCAAGUGGUAAUGGAGGGAUAUUCAUACAAGCCGGCCCUUCCUCCUGGCCAUGUAGGACCUCCAGGAAAUAACAAAAAUUUAAGUUCCAUUAGCAAGGCAAAAAGAGAUGCUCUUCUUGAGAUCUAAGUUGUUUCUGUCCUUUGGGAAGCUACAAGCAACUCUUUCCACAUACUGCUCAUUCAUCAAUCAAACUGCAAUCUUUUCCAGCAUCUCCAAGAAAUCCUUUGGGUUUCCUGACAGCUCAAAUAAUCAAAGUGACACUGAAGUGGUUGAUAACCAUAUUGUGGUGAUGGUAGUGUGUUCUAUUUCUUUGCAACCAGCAAAUGUAAACAUUUCCAGGGGGAAAGUUGGGGUGCUGAUGUCAAGCGAUACCCAAUGGAUGCCAUUCUAAUAGCUAUAUCAGUGUAAAUUCUGCAGCUUGGCAUCUUGGAAAAAAGCUCCAAUUUGAAAAUGUGGUCGCUGUCUUUCAUUGCCUGCCUUGAAAAUACUUAUAAUGGGAAAGCUUUGCUGAUCAGACACACAAGAAAUUGCUUAUUGUUUCUGAAAGUCCAAAGCUUGUUUCGGAAGUCCCACCUGAGCUAAUGGUCUGAGUAGAAGUUAUCUUUAUUGAAGACUUUACAUUUUAGAGAGCCUUCAAUUUUAUGCUUUUUUUAAGUGGAAGGUGGGUAGAUGAUAAAAGUGUUUGUGGGGGGAGGAAAUUCCUUUUGCAAAAAUUACCAGGGAUUGUUGAAAACCCCAGUAUUUGGAGGGCUGCAGUCUUAUUUAUUUCUAUUUUUUAAAAAUAUAAAGGAGUAUAUUUCUGAAGACAGGGUGUUCAGUGUCUGAUAAGGCACUUCUAUAUCAUGCAUAUUGCUAAGCUUUUCAAUAGAUCGUUAAUAUUUUUUAGAGAUAGCAGUCUCUGCAGUUUUGCAUUUGGGUAGUUUUGUGAAACGGUCUAAGAGUUCUCUAUCUAAUCCGGGGCUAAAUCAGCCUAGUGUACAGAGAGAUGUGUUAUUUUCCUGCUGUAGGUGUUUUCUAAAGUUGCCCAAGGCUUGAGACCCAGUGUUUCAAACUUUUAGGAAUCGCCUGUAUAUGUUAUAGAAGAUGUGGCAGGGCAGUUUUUCCAUGUGGAAAGCCUGAAAGUGAUAAGCUGCAGUGAGACUGUUUCAGACUGAAGCCGCAUUUCGGUUUUCUGGCUUUGUUUCCUAAGAACGAGGACUGCUAACGUUCAGCAGCAGAAAUGGGUGUGCCAUAUAAAUAAUAUUUAUUUAACAGUCUGUGUUGUUUGAAAAUGUUUUUCCCCCCCUUUAGAUUUAUAAGCUUUGUGUGUUUGUGCGCACGCACCAGCACAACUGUGGGGAGCUUUUAGGCUUAUUUAUUGACAUUUUAGAAUGCCCCCUUUUUAUUUUUAUAACAUUCAAGAUGGGUUUUUUUUAAAUGGUUUUCAAAGAAUUGGUAUCAGUCGUUUUAUCCUUCACGGCGUACAUUCCAGCUUAGAUCGCUCUCUCUCUUUGUGGAGUUACGGUGACUUUUGUGCUAUGCAGAAAAAGGCUCAGAUUGGCUUUUUCAGGACUAAACACAAUUCUAUUGUAAUAUGUUUUGAAUAACUCACAGAAGUGUGGAUAAUUGUAUUUUUUCAGAAGAACUGCAUAUAAGCUAUUUUCUUGUUGUCUCAGUUGUAAAGUAUUCUAUAGUUCUCAGGUGGGAGGGGGAAAGGGAAAUUUUAGCGUCGUUUUAAGAAGCAGUUGGGUUGAAAGCUCUGGCUGGGUUUUAAUUUAAAGCAGAAUCAGAAAAGGAACUGUUGCCUGUAAUAUGGUUUAACCGAGAGUUUAGACGGUAUUCUGCACAUCUCUAACAAAGUGUGUCAAGCAUGAUGUCCCUCCUCCCACUUCAUUCUAUAGACGUUUCUCCAAAAGCAGUUUUAUUACGUCCUGUGAUUUGUGUCCAGUUUUCCCUCUAAAGCAGCGGUUCUCAACCUGUGGGUUGUGAUUCCUUUGCGGGUCGAACAAUCCUUUCACAGGGGUCACCUAAGACCUUCGGAAAACACAUAUUUCCAAUAGUCUUAGGAACCAAGACACCGCAAUUUUAUGGUUGGGGAGGUCACCACAACAUGAGGAACUGUAUUAAAGGGUUUUGGCAUUAGGAAGGUUGAGAUUGCUCUAAAGGUUCAUGCAAGUCCUUGCUUGAAAAUAUGCAGAAAGAGCCUGUGGCUGAGUGGAUGCAUAUUUUAUAAGGCAGUACAGUACACAGGCAAAAGAUAUAUUUGAAACAAAUACAUUAAUUAUAUUAUCCUGUUUCUAAGUCUGUCAGAGAUUUGAUGUACUUUCCAAAAGAACUCAUAGCUAAGCUCUGUUUUUUUACUAGGAAUCAUAUCACUUGAAACAUGUCAAAUUAUUCAGCUGGGCUGUUUAGGAACAGAGAAGUAAAACUCUGUGAAGAAAAUCCAAGACACACUGAUCAGGGCAGCUUCUAUUAACUGAAAAUUAUUCAUUUAUACUAUUUUAAUUCUAAUUCGUUAAACAAAUCUUAAAUGUUGUUGUUUUUUGUAUCGCUUUUCUCAUUUGGGAGGGUAAGGUCCUCACUUCUAUAUUCAUUUUUCUUUCCUUCUGAGAAUAAACUGCAUUCAUUGUGUGGUUGGAAAAAGACAUUUUAAAAAUCCAAAUUGCAAAUUUCUAUAGAAGACAUCUAUAAAAGACAUGACUGGUUAUAUCAGCAUUGCUCUUUUUUUUUCCUUAUCCCUUUUUGCUGAUCCUGUUUGAUAGUUUUCUAAUUCAUAAUAUUUUCUUGUGGCCGGGAAGAAACGUUGAGGUUCAAAACAUAGGUUAAGUCUCAAAUGAAAGUGUAACAGGGGUGGUAACCUUCAUAGUCUUAAAUCUGAUACCUGAGCAGUGAUGCAAAGUAGAUAAUGAGUUAGAUUAAAAGACACCCCCCCUGAGUAGGACCAAAGCAGCUACUACAUUUUUAUACUGAGUCAAGAAGACUUGGUUAGCAUUCUGCUCUGUAUUAAAUCUCAGAAAACAAGCUUGGGCUUAGAGAAAUCCCUGUUCUUCCUUCUUAGAUGUGUCUGGAAGUUGAUUCAAACAGCAGUCUGUUAAUUUCUCUGAUAUGGAACAGAGUAACUAUAGUAUUACUAUAGUAUCUGAGUGGCUGGAACUCCUGACAAUUCUUUUUGCUUAAUCGUUAUGUCUGUUGCAAUUGACAAGACUGCAUCCUGCAUCAUUUGGGCCCAAAUCAUCUUGUGUUUCUGGAAAUAUCUGCAGUGUUGCUUGCCCUUUCCGUAGCCUUUUCUACUAGCCUUGCCAAUAGCAUUGCAUUCCCUGUCUUUUUCUCCAGUCAUCUUUCCAAAGUAUACUUUACAAAAUUCUCUGAACAUAAUUCACAUUGAACAUAGGUGGUUCCUUUUGUUUCAAUUUAUUGCUUAUGUAGCUUUAUAAUAGUAACAGCCCUGUAUCUUUGAAGUCCCUAUUUAAAGGUUGCAUCACUUGUGGCUGAAUAUUUUAAUUUCUCAUCAACCAAUAAUCUUUUUUCCUUCUUGUUCCCCAGGCUAAUGAGCAUUCAGACUCAUUCAAUGUUGUGGUUUGAAUCACCCACCCAUACAAUUCUGGGUGUGUCUUGGAAACACAAGUUAAUAUUUGAUUAAUCAUUCCUUUAAAGAGGUAUGUUUACCAACCUUUGUUCCUCUUUUCAGAUUCUUCUGUGCUCAUGAAUCCUUGUUGCAAAACUCUUGAGUUUUGGCUCUUUGUUUCUUGCACUUCAGGUAUUCCCUUUAUAUCAUUUUAAACAACACAAACACACACACACACAGAUUAAAAAAAAAACCUAGUCUUGAAUAUUACUCACCUGCCUCAGCUCUUCAUUAGGCAAAUAUCCCAUGCUUUCUGGUGAUGGAGGUGGUUCAAGUGAGAUCCCUUGUUGAUCUGACAUGAAGCCUUCUGACAGUGAAACAGGUUGUCCUUGUGGGCUUUGAAAUCUUUUUGAUAAGUAUUGGGAAUUGUUCAUUGGCAGCUGUCUUCCUUGUACAUUUGCACAGCCCAUAUGAACACUCAGGUGUUCACAUGGCUGUGUGGUUGAAGGGGCUGACUAAUUUGUUGCUAACUUGGUGAGUGAUGAUGUGUCACAACUCCUACCCGAUGCCUCUUUUAAACAUACUGAUGGGGUAGUUUUGGCUCUCCUGAAAGGCUUAAGUCAUUGGGUGGAAGCCUAAGUUCAGGUAUGGACUAACUUAUAUAUAUAGUUGGUAGGAUUUGAUGCAAAUGGUUCAUUUAAAAUUAUUUGUAGGCCGCUGUUAAGGGUGGCACUUGCUUUCAUAGCACGUGGGUGCUUCAGCUGUGAGAAAUGAAGGGUUGGCUUUAUGAUUUCAGCUAAGGUUAGAGAUGCUUUCCCUUUUUAACCAGUACUGAACUGUUUACAGGAGUGGAAGAUGCAGGUUGUGGUGUUUUUAAUUUGGAAGAACUUGAAAGCAGAUCAAUACUAAAAGACUUCUUAGGCACUGAGGCAAGAGCUAGCUAGAUCCAAGUACUUUUAAGUCCCACUGAUUUCAAUCUGAGGGAUUUAAACAUGUUGAAAUGAGUAGGGUAGAAUAACUUUCACCAGAACAUCCUCUGGCUUUUUAUAUUGCAGCCAGAAUGCAUUUUAAUAACUCUUUUCUAGGGAGGAAGGAGAUGUGAAGCUCACAUGGACACGAGGCAAGCUUAUUAUAAUUUUUUACUUUGGACCCAUUUUUCAUUAAACAGUGUUAAUACUGGUUAAGAAUGCUAUUGAAUAUUGAAAUUACCCUGGAAGAGAUGGCACAGCUCACUAGCUGCAUGUUUAAAAGUAUAAUCUCUGAUUGCUCAGUUUAACUGAGCCAACAUAUAUAGUAAAAAUCCUAUUUAGUAAUUUAUACUAUAAGCAGACACCUGUCUCUUUGAUGCACUUAUUUUUAUCACUAACCAUAAGUUAAAUGGUUAAAUGCAGAUGUUUCUAAUCCAACAUUUGGAUUCGGUCGUACAAAUAAUGACAUGCACCUGUUAUUUUUAAACAGUGUAGUGAAGUGGGAAGAUAAUUGUUUUUGAUCUAAGGUUCCAUAUUUUCUGUGAACACUUAAGUCUAGAAAUUUUGAGUUGGCAGGAUUCUUAUAAGGCAUUUGUGGGGUCAGCUGAAUGGUACUUCUAUUGGACUUGUGAAACUGGAAAACUUAAGAUGGAGGGAUAAGCUUGGAGAAAAUGCAUUGUUUAUUCAAGCUACCCAUAAAAUUUAGCUUGCUGUGUAUUUUCAUUCCAUUUCAUAAACGUUUUACAUGAUCAGGGUGUUAACCAGAGAACCUGUUAUGCUAGGUGAGACUGAUCCAUUUGAGACAGAAUCCCCGUUUUUGUUGCUUGUAAAGUUUGACACAGAGGAUAACAACUUGCUCUGGUCACAGAAUAAAGUCUGUUUUGUAAGGUACAAGGGAGUAUUAAUUUUUGUAUGCUAUCUGCUGCUCUACAUUUGUCAAGGAAGGCAAUGUUUAAUUCUGUUUUGCUUUCUAGCCAGAGUAAACCAGAGUAAGACCAAAUAAUCGAAAUAAUAAUAACAUGAAAGCUUAAUUUUGGAGGGAGGGGGUGAGAGCAAUUCUAGAUGAUCAUAAAAUAGCUAUACUAAAUUACCAUAUAGCUAUGCUUGAUUGAAAGAAAAUAAAGAUGGAUAGAAAUUGAAUGCAGAUGCUGGUGUUACUCUGAGCAAAGCAGAAAGCAUUUUUUAAAAGAAGGGCUUUGUCCUUGAGUCCCAUCGAACUUUUUAUUUAUUCGGAUUAGUCGGAAGUAAGGUUUGCUAUAUUGAAGGGAGUUUACUACCAUCCUUGAGUGUACAUGAAUGUCUUUACUAUCUAAAGACAGUAAGCCUUGAAUUUGUGGAACAAGUUCAACCAACUGUUAUACUUAUUAUUUAUAAUGAGCAAGUUAGUUUCUAAAUAUACUUCACACCCAUCCAUCAAAAAAUAUACUGUCAAUAAUGUUUAUGUAGUAAAGCAGGGGCAGGGGUCGGGGGGGGGGGGGGGAGGUCAAGAUGCGGUUAGGCUACAAUUCCAUUUAUCUCUGACCAUUUAUCAUGCUUUUGGAAGUGAUGGGAGUUGGAGUCUAACACCAUCUGGAAGGCUACAGGUUCCCCGUCACCAUACUUACAGGAACUGCCAUAGCUACAUAUAAAGGAAUAAAACUGGGCUCAGCCAGGAUAUCUGGAUUCAAAUCUCAGCUGUCAUGGUGAUCUUGGGCAAGUCAUUGCCUGUCAGUUUAACCAUUUCACAAAGUUCUUGAGGAUAAAAUGAGUACAUCUCAUGUACACCGCUUCACUGUUUUUGAGAGAAGGUUAAACCAAAGUAUGUGAAAGAGAACUAUGUAAGCCGUUCCUAAUAAGUUAGCGGACCAAAGUACAACAUUUCUUCUGCUGCUAAAUUUUUUUGAGAUGGCACACAUUUUGAAAAAUUGACCGAAUGCCAUGCAUUUCAAAUACAUUCCACCAAUUACAGUCAUUACAAAUAUACUUCUAAAUUAUUUGCAGAAGUAGCGUCAGUUUAAUUUCUUUGCAUUUGACAGUAUUGCAGCAAGAUUCUCAAUUGCUGUGCAAGCUUAAUUUUAAUUUGCAUAAAGAAAUCCAUCCAGGAGUUGCUAUAGAUACUACAUGACAAAUACCGGUAGUUCUAAAUAUCAUUCAAGGCAUUACAUGUUGGCAUUUUCCUGAAACGUUGCCUUCUCACAGCUUACGUUCUUGCAUAGUAGGUAGGUAGUAUGGCUCUCCUUCAGAAGUGGAAAGUUUACAGUAAGUUUUAGGACUAGACUCUUAAAGAGGGUACAGUUUUAUAAGAUUUAGCAAAAUCAGGUGUUAAAGCUUUUUAAGGAUUAUAUCAUUUCACAUUGCAUAUAGGCCAUUUCUUAACAUGCAUCCUGUAGGAGGCAAAGCAUUCUUCACCUUUAAAAGAUCUUGUAGGUUAGGCCAAAAGAUUAUGGCUGCCAAGGUGACUUCGUGAGAUAGGAUUGAAGCCUAAUCCAAGAUUAGCCACGUUGUUUAAUCUUGAAUAUGUAAGCACAACUGAUGAAUCUUGCUUAAUAUUAUUUAUUUGAUAUUUAUUUACAAUACUUGUAUACCGCUUGAUAAAGCAAAUCUCUUCUUGUUCCUGAAUUAACCCAUUUUGUCCUGUUUUCUUAAUGUUUGGACCUUACCUUUUCAGAAGAGAAAGUAGUUAGGCUUACAUAGAAGCUGCAUAGUGUGCAGUUUUGAGUGCUUGUGCUUCUCUUAACAUAAAAUUACCCUCUUUUUCCUCCCCUUUAUCAAAUAGGCCAGUGCUAACCAUGUGCAGUCUUUCAACAGAGGGAGUGUUCUUUUUUAUCUCUUAUUGAAAUUUUAGAAUAGUGAUCUGUGUGUCCUGGUUAAAAUCCUGGUGGUGCAGUAGUUAAAUGUCUGUACUGCAGCCACUCACUCACAAACCACAAGGUUGUGAGUUCAAUAUCAGCCGGGACUCUGUGUUGACUAAGCCUGGCAUCCUUCCGUUGGUCGCUCAAAUGAAUAUCCAGCUUGUUGGGGUCAGUUAGCUUACAUUUUGUAAACUAUUUAGUAAACUGCUUAUUGGCAAGCAGUAUAGAAAUGUUAUUGCUAUUGCUAAUUGCUGUUUCAUAAUUACGGGGGUUCAACCACCAGUGCAAAAAAGAGAUUUGAAAUUUCCCAAAGGGGAAACUAAAAUGUCAUAUGAAAUUGUAGUUGAGUCUAAAAAUCAAGGUUGGGAUGAGAGAUUUCUAGAUAGUCAACUGUGAUAUGUGUAUCUCUUGCUGGAUUUUGAUAAAGCCCACUGAGAAAUAGCUCUAAAAGCAGAAAGCUCCCCAUUUUAGAGGAGAAACCAUUUAAGAAAGAAUGAAACAUCUUGCUUGGGUUGGAUCCAAACUUAAGCUGCAUCUGCACCACAGAAAUAAGUCAGUCUGGCACCACUUUAACUGCCAUGACUCAGUGUUAUGGAAUCCUGGGAUUUGUAGUUUGUUGUGGCACCAGGAUUCUCUGACAGAAAGGUAGAUAUCUCCCAAAAUGACAAAUACCAGGAUUCCAUAGCAUCGAACCAUAGCAAUUAAAGCGGUGUCUGGUUGCAUUCCUUCUGCAAUGCAUUUAUAGCCUCAGUCAGCAAGAAGAGUAGGUCAAUUGAAGUCAGUUAGACUUUAGUCACUCCUACUGAGUUGGUCCCACUGUAAGUAAGACAAAGUUUGGAUGCAAUCUGGUGUUUGUGAUUUUUUUAAAAAAAAAAACUUGUAUAUGGUACUCUUUUAGAUAUUGCUUGUGGGCUAGGAUGGACUUCAAUGGAUGUGAAGACCAAAAGCUAGAAAGUGCUAUGUCGUGCCCCAGAAUUCAGGAGGAAGGUUGUAAUUACAUCUUCAGUCAUGUGCUUCCCACUCCCACCCCAGUUUCCAUUCAAGACAUUAAUGGAACCAUCUUGACAGGUUCACAAAAGCAGGUGUUUUUGGAAACCAAGUUUUGAAUGUCAAACAUCAUGUGUCACAUUUGUCCUCCAGGAGACAAGUUGAACUCAAGACUAGUUAUUAGAUGGAAGAUGAGUGAUCCAGUCACCGUGUGCAAUUGAAUAUAGGGAAACCAGGUUUCUAUGUGAAUCUGUGAACAUACACCUUUCAGACUAUGCCAGCCUGCUAUCUGUUGGCUGGUCUUUCAUCUUCAUGUUUAAAAUAUGAGUGAUGUUUUGAUUUAGUCCUAAAAAUUAAGUUGAAAAUUGUUUUUAUUUUUUAAAUAAACUGGGGGCUGGGUUUGUUUAAAUGGCAGAGGAUAGUCAUUGUAACUGACAUCUUCACUUACUCUUUUUAAGUAAGAGUCUCCACCCUGUUAUGGUUUAACUGCUGGUGAUUUUGUAGUGUUUACCUAAAGGCAUAGGACACUCACACUGAAAUGAAGUCAAGUGCUGUUUUAGUGCAAGUUCUGUAAUGAUGAUGCUACUUUAUUAUUUAUAGCAGAAUCUAAACUGGAGAUAAGCCCUGUACUUUUAAGAAGGAUACAGUAUAUGUCUUUCUACUGUACCAUUUACCUUCGGAGGCAAUCUUCAGUAAAGGCAGAAUGUUGAUACAAUUUCUUUAGUGUUAUCACAAGGUAGAAAGUACUCAAUUCAUUACUUUCAUAUUCAAUGUUUUAUAGCUGCCAAUUAGACUGCAUAACACACAGAUGGAGAAUUUGUGGCCUUCAGAUGUUGGACCUUGCAAGGUCCGUCAUCCAUCAUCAGUAGCUAUGCUAACUAAGGGAGAUAGGAAGAUGAAAGCAAAAAAUACCUUGAGGGUCACAAGUUGGUCACCCAACAAAACAGCCUCAUUCCAAAAAUUAAUGGGUCCUGGAGAGGGCAAAUUAGUUUCCAAAGAGGUGGCAGAGGAGUUGCUUCUCGACUGCCCAGUGCUGAGUUGUCUUGGCAUGACUCCAAAAUUAACAACCAUAUUAAAGAAGGAAUUAAGAGGAAAGAUCCUCUUACAAGUAGUUAAAGAAGAACAAGUUAUGAGAGUAAGAACAAAUGGCCAAUUGUCUCAGUGGAAGGAUGUGAACAGUAGGAUCUACAUUGGGACCAGAGGUGUGCGUUUUUAAGUUUGUUCACGUCUAGACUUGAGAAUUAGCAGUAAGAUCAAGGUUGCUGGUGACACAAAAUUAUUUAGAAUGGGAUCAAAAUGGGCUCCCAACUGUUGUCUCCAAACUGGGGGGGAAUAGAUAUUAAAAUGGCAAAUACAGCUCAGCAUAAGUAAAUCACAUUCAUGAUUUCUGCUUUGUAUUGUUGCUUUUCAGCAAGUUCUCAUGUUGAAAAAUUUGAAAGGGUAUGCAAUAUGGCACACACAAAACACAGGACUUAAUAAAAAUGCACCUGGGGCGUGCCCAUUGUGAAUUUCCAGCACUGCUAUUGAUGAUGCAUAGAGCUAGAAGUUAUUAAAAGUAAUUGUUGCUAUCAUAAAAGAGAUAUUUUAGAAAAUACAGAUACUUCAACUCAGCUAAAUGUACAAUUUGAUUUUGUGUUGUGUAUGUGAUUAAGGAGGUAAAAUGCCAUGCCUCUGAACUUGACUAAUGAUUGAAAUCCAUAUUUAUAAAGGUACUCCCAACUGCCAGACAGCACUCACAUUCUGUUUUCUUAUUAACUGAACUUGUGGGUUAUUUUGUGCAGUACAGCAGUUGGAGAUCCUGAGAUGUUAAUUUUAGUCCUGCUGCCAUUGCAAACUACAGUGGGCACUUUAUGGAACAAUAGGUUCAGAUCUCCAAAUCUUUGUGUCAAGCAGUUAUCACUAAAAGGCGACUUGCCUUGUAUGUGUAUUCAGUAGGCUGCCCCAGCGUGCAGUGGCUAACAUGGACAUUUUCUGGUUUUAUCACUUGGUAACUAGGACAUUUAAUGGAGAAUGAAAUGAAUAUUCUUUAAAGAGGCGUAGGCGUUCUGGAAUGUAGAACAUUCUCGUGCUGAAAUUGUUUACAUGAAAAUAAAGAUUACAUUUAUGACUUUGUAAUCUGCUAUGUGCAAUUUUGUACAUGUUUGUGUUAAACUAAGUUUAUAAGAUACUGUAUGUAUAAAUAAUUGACGGAGUAUUUGAUAUAAAUAUCAGAACAUUAAAAUGGCUUUAUAUUCAUAACAAU